This is a messenger RNA of Pyrgilauda ruficollis (rufous-necked snowfinch), 6904 nucleotides long. It is a transcript of the gene EEIG1, whose product is annotated as family with sequence similarity 102 member A. The transcript has 12 exons. The record is from RefSeq and is a predicted model, not a curated record. NCBI's taxonomy places the organism in Eukaryota, Metazoa, Chordata, Aves, Passeriformes, Passeridae. The coding region runs from base 633 to 1778 and encodes 381 amino acids.
CGGGGAGCGGCGGCCGCCGUGCGAGGAGCGGGCUGGAGGAGCGGGCAGGGCCGGGCAGGCACCGGGCCGGGACCGCGCCGCAGGUUUUAGAGCAGGAGGAGGAGUCCAAGACUGGCUGGAACUAAUUUACUCAUUUCCCUCCCAAAGGCUGACCCAAAGACCUGUGUCAAAGAGUUGCACAAGAGACAGAGACUGGAAGCUCUUUGAAUGUGCUGCCUGAAGACUUAAGGCCUCUCAGGGGACUUGAGAUGACUUCUCACAAGAGAUGCUUUCAGGAGGGGUUGUGCUGAAGACAGAGCACUGCAGCCUCUAACUGGGACAGCUCCUGCUGGUCUGGAGCUGAGACCCAACUUCCCUCCCUCCCUUUUCCCUUGGAGAUGUUGCAGAGAUUUAAUCUGACCUCUUCCUGCUCACCUGAAGCCUGCCGUGGCGAUGAUCCCACAGCCAGAUCCGACCACCAAAGAGAAGAGAAUCGUGCGUUUGAGGCUGGGCCCUCGUUGUAACUGAACUGGAAUUUAUCCCUGCUUGUGCUCCCGGAACGACUGCCCUUCCUCUGCUUGUCUGUUUGUGCUGUGAGCCAGUACUCCCUGAUCUUGUUUGGAAUUCCUGAGCUUUCCACGCUGAAUUUGCCCAUGGCUUUCUUGAUGAAGAAGAAGAAAUUCAAGUUUCAGACAAGUUUUACUCUAGAAGAGCUGACUGCCGUCCCCUUUGUCAAUGGGGUUCUGUUCUGCAAAAUCAGGCUGCUAGAUGGAGGAGACUUUGCUAGUUUAUCUAGCAGAGAGGAAGUUCAGGAAAACUGUGUCCGCUGGAAAAAGAAAUUCACCUUUGUGUGUAAAAUGAGUGCCAACCCUGCCACAGGACUCCUGGACCCCUGCAUCUGCCGAGUGUCUGUCCGGAAGGAGCUGAAGGGCGGAAAAACCUACUCAAAGCUGGGCUUUGCUGAUCUAAAUCUGGCAGAAUUUGCAGGCUCUGGAUCCACUGUCCGUUGCUGCUUGCUGGAAGGAUAUGAUACUAAGAACACCCGACAGGACAACUCCAUCCUAAAGGUCACGAUUGGAAUGUCCCUGCUCUCUGGGGACCCCUGCUUCAAAACGCCUCCUUCCACCGCCAAGUCCAUCACCAUCCCAGGGCAGGACUCCACUCUGCAGCUGACCUGCAAGGGCGAGGGAACCACCAGCAGCAGCAGCUCCUCCACAAUUGGCUCCCUGCGCCAGGCCAAGCCAAGAACUGCCAUCCUCAGCUCAGGUGUCCCAGAAGAGUCGGAUCAGAACCUGUCCAGCCCAGAGGAAGUUUUCCACUCAGGGCACUCGCGGAACUCGAGCUAUGCCAGCCAGCAGUCCAAGAUCUCUGGUUACAGCACGGAGCACUCGCGCUCCUCCAGCAUGUCCGACCUGACCCACCGCCGGAACACGUCCACCAGCAGCAGCGCCUCGGGGGGGCUCAGCAUGACCGUGGAGUACCCUGAGGGGGAGAGGGAACACAAACUGGAGAAGCCUCCUCGGCCCCCCAGACCACCCCUCCUGCUGGACAGACCCUCCCGGAGGAAAAAGGAUUCAAUGGAGAGUCACCCAACCCGAGUGGAUGACACCAGGAUCGAUGCUGAUGAUAUAGUGGAGAAAAUAAUGCAGAGUCAGGACUUCACAGAUGUCAGCAAUACUGAAGACAGUAACCUGAGGUUGUUUGUGAGCAGAGACGGAACAACUACACUGAGUGGUAUUCAGCUGGGAAACAGGGUCUCAUCUGGAGUUUACGAGCCAGUGGUGAUUGAAACCCACUAAAUGUGAAGAACAGGGUAGAGCUGCUGGACACAGGCCCCCUACCCAGGCCGCUGCCACACGGAUGCCAACCUUUACCUCUCUUCAUGCAGCAUUCCAGAAGGGAUUUCUCCACGCCCCUCCCCGUAUGUUUGCACUGCAGAACUACUCCGAGACCACUCCAGAACAUGCACUUUCCCUGCAUUGGCAUUGUCCUUCUCUGCUUCCUGGUCCUUCCAGUGCAUGCCUUCCCCCUGUUCCUGCUCAGACACAAGGUGUCUGUGGGGCUUAUCCUUGGGCUAGUCCCAGAGGAUGUUGCUCAUCUGCAUCCCUCAUUCCACCCAUUCACUUGCAGCAGGGGACUUCUCAGUUUCUGUCUCCCCAAAACAUUGGGUUAUACCACUGUGAACUCUUCAAACCACUGGGGGUGGGGGAAACCAUUCCAACCAAACCCAGAGCUGCUUGUUGGGGACAUGGUGACAUGGCCACUUGCAGGAUGCUUUAUUCCAUUGACUCUGCAAGGGAACAUCACCUCCCAAGGAAGGCAAUGGUUUUACGGAACAAGGUAUGCUGUGGUGUACGCUUCACCUUCCUAUCCUCACAUCCCCAAACAACAUCUUCUCAUAGGAAAUACUUCCCAAAAGUGCAUUUCAGAAAACUCUGCUGCAGUCCAGCUGGGAGUUGGUGAACGGUUAAAUGUGAGUGCUCGUCUCACCACUGACUGCAGCAGCCCUUCCACUGCUGGGCAUGGAAGGGGGUGUUCAUCAACUAGCAUUAGCAGGAGCACUUUAGAGGUUAUAGAUUUUACCUGGAGGAGGCUUCUACUCACUAUUCCAUGAGUAUAAUCUGUGUUUGCUGGACUGAUUCAGCAAAUAGUCUUGUUGGAGCUUGGAAUACAAAGCCUCUUUCUUUGAUUUUUUUUUUUGUUUUGUUUUUUUUUUUUUUGGGGGGGGGGGGGGGUUUGUUUUUAGCUUUGUUUCAUUGGCUCAGGAAGGGAACUGCCCUUCUUGGACUACGAAAAGAAUCUUGUCUGACAGCUCUUCCCUGGGCCAGAGCUGGAUGCAAUUGACUGCAGUGGUCUCUCUGUUGAGGUGGUGAUGUCAAUUGCCUCUCUUGGCCUGGGCCAGUAAGGGAUUUGGUGUUGCUUGGCCUUUCUUGUCUUGUCAGCAGAGAUCUGUGCCUGUGCUGGUUCCUUUCAGGGCUGGGGAGAAGCUACUGUCUCUGCCUUCAAGGGUAGAAGGGGUGUUUGCUGCUGCAUUAGCCAGAGCAGCUGUUCUGACCUGCUCUGUGGUGAGUGAACUCUUCUGACAAGGCUUCAAACUGUUCUCUGGUUGAUCUUUCAAUUGCUCUUCUUUGGGUUUGGUUUCUGCAGUUGUUUGACACUUUUCCUUGCAGUGUGUGGCAGAGAUGUCGAUCCCUUUCAGCUCCCACUUGGAGAUUUCUCCUGGCAGCUGAAUUGCCAGCGAGGAUCUGGGCAGCCCCUGGCUGUGGGCCAGCAGCAGGCUGUGCUUGCAGCCCUCCCUGUAUAAGAUAAGCUAUUUCUGUGUAGUGCCCAUUCCUCUGUUGCCAGUGUUCUGUGGUGGCACUCGGCAGCCGUGCCCUCGGAGCAGUUCCACACUCCAGGACCUGGCUCCCCUCUGGCACUUGUGUGUGUGUGCACAGGCACACACUCACUCUGUUCAGCAAGGAAAGACUUGUAACUGAUCACGUUGUUCAAAUUCUUAGUUAUUGUAAAGCCUCUUUUAAAGGAGAAAAAAAAAAAGCAUUAACUGUGUCUCUUUGGCCAGAAUGCAUGCAGAUGAGCUGCUGGAAAAGGGAAUCUGGCAGAAUGAGAAACAAGGAAUGAAAGGGCCUUGAUUUAGCUUUUUUUUUUUUUUUUUACCCUUCUAGCUAAGGAUGCUGCAUGGGGAGGGUGCUCAGCAGUGUGUAAAACUAUACAGUUGCUUACUCUGUUUUGAUGGUUUCUCUCUUCGAGUCAAGAGGUUUCUUUCUGUGUUUGGACAGACCACAUAUAGGAUAUGCAUCUUUUCCACCCUUUCCCUUCAAAGGGAAUUAAAUUUGAAUUAGGGUAAAAAGGGGAUACAGACAACACCUUGGUUUGGUUUAAUGUAGGGAAAAGUGUUGGAUCUUUUGAGACUGUUUAGAACAAAAGCUCUUUCACACUUGCUAGGUUUUUUUUUAAUGGUGAUCUCUUCUUCAUUCAGCCUGGGUAGGUUUGGCACUCACUUGCAGGCUGCUGAGCAUCCUGCCCUGUUCCUGGGGUGCCACAUGUCUGCAGGAAGGAGAGAACUGCUUGUCUUUCUCUCUCCCUGGGGCAGUGCCAGAGAGCCAGGCCUGGCCUGACCGUCUGCUCAGGUCAGGGUGAGGGCAGAGGGAGCUGGGACAGCAGGGGCUGUUCUGCCCUCUGCGCAUGGCCCUGCAGAGCCCAGGGUCUGGCUGCUCCCCAGGGGCCAACAAAGCCCCUCGGGAAAUCAGAUCCAACCAGGACUUGAAAGGAGCAAGCAUAAGCCAGGAAAGAGGCUAAAACCCAGCUCAUUUUGCUGUUUUGCUUCUGUUCCCAUGAGAAACAAUGGCAGUCACUGUCAGAGCAGUUGGGAUCCCAGGGCAUUCUUCUGGCCUCCAUUGGCAGGAGUUGGCUGCUCCGAGGCACUGGCAGCUCGGCAUGUCACGAAAUCAGUGGGACAGAGAGAGGAAUAUCUUCCCAGCAAAGCAAGAGGAGAAGCAGUUGAGCUUUUGAGAGCGCUGGUCUCUUCUUCCCAGGCUGGCAGAGGCAUAACCUGCUCCAUCACAUCCCUGUGGCCAACCUGGGCAUGUCUUUGGCUUCUCUUCCAGUGGCUUGGCACAUCACUGCUUGCAUUUCUGAUAACUGUGUCUCGUAGGGUAUUUCUUCCUUGUCUCCACGUUAGUCCCUCCACAGAUUCUGGUCUUUGUGUGGCUUUUUAGCUCUCCUGCCCCUGGUUUUGAGUGAGUAAGUAGUCCUAGUCAUCCAGCCUUGUGCAGCACAGCUGGGGGACCUGGAGCAGAUGUGGAGGGAGGGAGGGAGGAAGGAGCAGUCGGUUCCUGUUUGUAGAUCCCGUGCAGAGCUCCUGCUGUGCAUCCAGCACAAGCAGUGCCCAGCAGUCCCUAGGCAGCCGUGGGCACCCGAGGUGGUGGCUGUGGGGUCACUGGUCCCACACACUCACUGCUGCCUCAGGAAGCUGCAUCUCACGAGCACUUUUUUCCUUGCUGCUGCCUGUUCCUUGUUGGACUUUGAACAUUUAAGAAGUGAAUCAGUUUCCAGACCCAAACCGCUGGCUACUUUCCUUCGGGUUUUUCUUUUUUGUUGUGAAGUUUAUGGAAUUUUUUUUUAUACAAACCCAGCAGGCUGGUGUUUUUUGACUGCAUUAUUGUUUCAUUGAUAUUUUAUUUCAGGGGGGGCUUAGGGGGGAAUGUUCUUCCCCACUCUGUUCCCCUUCUCAGGGGAUUCAGAGGUGGCUUAAACAAGUAAAAGGACCUUAUUGGCAAGACUCUGCAUCCCCUGGGUCUCUGAUGCUGACGAGCAGGGCUGCUCACGCCUGGCUGGCCCUGGAGAGCGGAGCUGGCUCUCUGCUUCAGUCUCAGGAUCAGGCAAAACGUGUGGGCUCUGCUCCUGGUUUCUAGACCUUUAGUUGGUGGAAGCACAUUGCAAAGUGUUAGGAAAUUCAGUGUAACUUUUUUACUAACUUCUUUUCUUUUUUUUAAAGCCAAUAUAAAACUGAGUGUCCAGAAGAAUAGGCUUAGUCGUUACUUGGUGAAGGAGAUGGAUUUCAGUUGGAAAUUGUGAUGGGAAAAGGGAGGAGAAGGAUGUUGCUCCCUCAUCAUCAUCUUUUGUAUGGUCAGCACUUUAAAUGGGGGCCUCGUGCUGUUCUGACCCUUGGAGUGAUGGGCAGCAGGCGUGUGAUUUCUCCCCCCCUCAUUGCCACAUCACUUUGCCCCCUGCAGAAAGGUUAACAAGCCCUUUUAAACGUUUGCUUCAGUUUUUAGAGGGUUCCAAACCAGGUGGAGGCCUGAAGAAAUAGUAUUUCAUUCUCAUCUGAAUAGGAGGGGUUGACUUUUUAUUUAUUUUGUCGUUGCUGUUUCUUUUUAAGCAGGUGGCAGUGCAGCUGGUCUCUGCACUGCUGCCAGGAUCCUCUGGGAAAACCUCACUCCAGGUACGCUAGAGCACCACAGUUAAGCCCCUCCUGGUGAGGGGCUCCCCCUCCCCUCCUCGCUGCCUUACCCGGGGGCUGCAGACCCCCCUCCACCCCUCCCUGCUGCCCCACCUGGUCUCUAGCUGAGUUCUUGCUCUGGUGACCGAGCCCUUUGGACAAGGCCAGUCCCCAGGGACAAGUUCCUACAAACUCUGCCUGGCUGCAGGUGUUUGUCCUUGAAAAGCCACUUCCUCGCUGCGGGGAGGGAUUGAUGAAUGCAAAAUUCCCCCCACUUCCCUCCUGAGAGCUGUGUCCAUCAGCCCCCUCCCUGCACCCUCUGAUCCCGCUGCCUCCAGAGCAGCAGGCGUGGAAACCUGGGAAAUGAAAAGGAAUUGGGGUGAAGCUCUGAGCGAGGGAUGCGGCUGAGCCUGGGAACUUGCCUCAAACACGUGGAAUAACAGUAGAGCCCAUAUUUUUGUGGGGGGAGGGAGGGGAAGGGGAGAUCAUGUUUUAUUUUCUUGAAAGUGAAUUGAGCUUGGUGACCUUCGGCUGAGGCGCACUCGAUUUGUAUCAGAUUCUAUAGACAGAUGGCUGAUAUUUUUGGAAAGGGAAUGGGUCUAUGCAAACUUCCAAAAUUGCUUGAAAGAUAGUUUAACAUUUUUUUACUUUGAAAAUCUAAAGAUAAAUCUAACUUUUGUCUUAAAGCAGAAGUGCGUUUAGAAAGAGAAGCUACUUCCACUGCUCUAUUUUGAUGAUGAUUCUUGGAAAGUUUGGGCUGGAGGGAAUGACUAUUUUUCACCAUUUCUAUCUUGCUCCUCUAGUUUUUUUGUUUCUUUUUCUAACGGAAUGCUGUGCCGUCUUUGAUUCAACAGAUCGUGUUUGUAUUUUCUGUAUCUGGUUCCUAAUGUAGAGAAAUAACAAAUAUAUGAGGAAAUCAGUAUAAUGUCAAAUGUUGUUAUGGUUUGGGGGAAAAAAUAAAGGUUUUUUGGUACUUCACACUGA